Cannabis sativa is the source of this 3249-nucleotide messenger RNA. Its product is annotated as protein FAR-RED IMPAIRED RESPONSE 1-like. The record is from RefSeq and is a predicted model, not a curated record. Gene Ontology annotation, biological process: regulation of DNA-templated transcription. NCBI's taxonomy places the organism in Eukaryota, Viridiplantae, Streptophyta, Magnoliopsida, Rosales, Cannabaceae. Gene Ontology annotation, molecular function: zinc ion binding. Bases 858 to 2849 code for a protein of 663 amino acids. The transcript is spliced from 2 exons.
UAAUUACCUUUUUUUUUGGUUAAUUAACCAAAAUUACCCUCAAAAGUUUUUUAGUUAAUUUCUACCUUCUUUUUUAAUGAACUUUCCUAAACUGCCCUUCCAACACAACUCUUUUCCUUCUUUCUCAAAGUCUACACUCUAUAGUAGUACAACACCUCUGCAAGAGUCACCGGAAUCCCCUCUGCUACAACCAUCGAAACUACAUCAUCGUCAUCGCCUUUACCAUAAAGAUCGACACUACGUCUCCACCAUAUUAAUGAAAAUUGAGUCAAUCCCAUUUUCCUGUACUUUGCAGAACAAAUUCCUUCUAUGAUAUAUAAUGAUAGAAGUAGAGGAUUUGAAUCAUAAUUCAGAUUCUUGCAAAAAAACAAUGGGUGAUUUCAAUGAAGAACAAGUUAGUAAUAAUUACUUUGCAGAACAAACUGAGGACAAGUGGAUUAUAGCUGCUGAAAAGUUAGAAAUCUUCAAGGACCCAAUUGAACUUGUUCGGGAGGACUUGGUAGGAAAACAGUUCUUGACAUUUGAAGACGCAGAGUUCUUUAUCCACCAAUACUCAAACAUGAUCGGUUUCAGUCUAAGGAAAGGAAAAGUUAAAAGACAAUUUGGGGGUGCUAUAAAAUAUCGCCAGUGGGUGUGCUCUAAGGAAGGACAUCGUGAAUUGAAAUGGAUUAAAAAAUUGAACCGCAAAAGAGAGCCGAGGGCUAUUACUAGGGUAGGUUGCAAGUUGCUAUUUAGAGUUUCCCUGAGAAAGCAACGGGAAAUGGUAUUGCAAGGAAUUUCGUCCAACACACUCCCACCCCUUGGUCAUUGCCGGGCAUCGACAAUUCAUUCGCUCGAACCGAAUUAUACCAGAUGGGAUGUUAAUGGAUGCCACUUGUAUGAAGAGUGCAGGGAUAAAAACAUGCCAAAUUUACUCUUAUAUGGCAGAAUUAGUUGGGGGUUAUGGGAAACUGUCUUUCCUACCUAAAGAUUUGUAUAAUCGAGUUGCAAAGAAUGAAUCAGUGCACUUAAAAAAUGCUGAUGCAGCAAGGGCUAUCGGCUAUUUCCAACAUAAGGCAGAUCAUGAUGUAGAUUGUUUUUGUAGAUUUAGCUAUGAUGGCAAUAACCGCCUAUUGAAUGUGAUGUGGGCUGACUCAAAAUCUCGAGAAGACUACCAUUUGUUUGGCCAUUCAGUUGCCUUUGAUUCCACGUACAAGACAAACGCCUAUGGGAAGCCACUUCUGGUUUGGUUAGGGGUCAAUAAUCAUUUCAGGUCAACGAUUUUUGGGUUCGCUUUGCUAUCUGACGAGUCCUCAGAUACGUAUACAUGGGCAACAAAAACAUUUAUAGACUGCAUGGGAGGGGUUACACCAAAGACGGUCGUCACAGAUGGUGAUCCAGCAAUAAGACUUGCAAUCAAUGUAACCAUGCCUGAAGUUGUUCAUAGAUUAUGUUAUUGGCACAUCCACAAGAAGGCCGCGAUAGCUGUGAAGGAUCCAGAGUUUUUAAGGAAGCUCAAUAAAUUAUUCUUUAACUAUUACUCUGUUGAUGAGUUUGAAACUUUAUGGAUAGAUUUAAUUGAAGAAUAUGGGCUCCAAAAAAACGAGUGGGCAAAGUGGAUGACCGAUAGAAAAGAGCAAUGGGCAGAGGCAUACCUGAGAGGUAAUUUCUUUGCUGGAAUGACAACAACACAAAGGUGUGAGGGCAUGCAUGCUCUACUUAAAAAGAGAGUGAAUGAGAAGAUGAAAAUGUAUGAAUUUGUUCGUGCUAUUGAUGUGGGAAUGUCAUUGCUAAGAACUCGAGACGCCAAGGAUGACUAUGACACGAUGAAUACUAUGCCGUUGCUUCAGCAGACAAACAUGGCACAUAUCGAGGAGGAGGCAGCAAAAUUGUACACAAGAAAUAUGUUUUUCCGAGUUCGUGCUCAAAUAGAAAAAGAAGCAAGGUACAUGGUAGAUUCUUCAACAAAAGAAGAUGAUAUGGUGGUCGUUCGAUUGACAAAAACACCUCUUUUUGACACGCUGCAUAGAACAGUAUAUCUAGACUUGUCAACUGGUUCAAUAGGUUGUGAAUGUCAAUAUUUCCCGACCUAUGGCAUCCCAUGCCGACAUAUAUUCUGUGUCAUGAAAAAAUUCAAAGUGACUUCAAUUCCAAAGUCUUUGGUGAUUACACAAUGGACAAUACAUGCACGAGAGGUACAAGAAAUACCAGACGAAAGUUCUACUCGAUGCAGCUUCACAUGUCGUAAAGACAAAAUUCGUUUUGGUAAUAUUUCAACCCAGCUUUACCAAAUUUCUUUCCUUGCUUGUACGAGUGACAAUCUUUUGAAUUUGGCAAAGAAGGAACUUGAGCAAUUAAUGUAUAGGCUACAAAAAAAUUCAUUAGAAGAAGAUGGAUACGAAGAGCCAAGUCAAUGUGACAAGAACAUGGAAUACGAUUUGAACAACCCCCGAGUUAGCAAAAAUAAAGGGACCGGAAAAGUGGCUGGUACCUCGAGGCAAGUGAGGAAAAGAAAAUGCAGCAAAUGUGGAAUGUAUGGCCACAACAAAACAACCUGUAACGAAAAUAGAGAAGAGAAUAUAAAUAAUUCGGAUUUGGACAUAUCCAAUGGUGAAGGUGCAUAUGAAGACUGCAAUAUUUGGGAAGAUAAUGAACAUAAUGGGGUUUCAGAGGAGGAAUUUGUGUUUGAUGAAAAUAUAAAGUGUUGGGAAGAUGCUAAUCAAAGAAAAAAAGAAACACCUCAAACAACUGAUGUAGACCAGCACAAAUUUGAUGCAGCAUAUGUAGCGGAAGAAAGAAAGGAAAAAGAUGAUACAGAGACAAUAAGAAAUUGGUGGGGAGCACCUUAUGGAACUCAUGAUAUUCAAUAAAGUGGUACAUCAAAGUGGAGAAGAAAAUAAGAAGAUGGACUAAUGCUUAUAGAUUGUUCCUGUUUUGAUUUUUGUUUGGUGCUAUCAUUAUGUUUUUUAAUAAGUGGUUUCCUUUUCACAUUUUUAAUUAUCAUGAACCAAAUAAUAGUUGUUUUUGCCAGUGGGUUAGUAACCUUUCUGGUUUUUGCUAUUUUUGCUUUGAGGAGUUGGCACCUCUUGUUGUCAUUUAAGACUUUAUUUUGUUUUGCUCUGUUGUGAGCCUUUUGCUGGUUAAUUAAAUGAGUUUUUUAAUAAAAGAAAGUCUCAAAAUAAGAUACAAAUAGAAGCCUGUGUAAACUUUCAUGUUUCUGCAGCAACAUGAUUUCAUUUUCUUGAUAUUAAAUGUGGAUAUGCAAUCUAA